AUGGCAAUGAUGUCUAUCUUAUUCCAUGUCCUGCUGGAACGACUAACUGAUCUUGCUACUGAAGCAGAUCGAGGUAUGCAGUUCAUUCAAAGCCGCAGAAUCGAAAGAGAUCCGUUUGGUUUGCUCGAUCACGUCAUCAUGGACAGUUGUUGCACCAACACCACCAUUUGUAAUGGUGAACUCAUGCAUGGACUACGUCAAGCUGAGAAAGAGCUCGAUAUGCAUACUAACGUGGGCAGCAGAGUUCUCGAUGAAGAAGGGUUUCUAGGAAGAUUUCCGCCUCCAGUUUAUUAUGAUGAAGACGGAAUUGCCAAUGUACUUGCUAUGCACGAGAUGAUUGCUGCGGGAUACCGCAUUACCAUGGAUACUGAUUUUGACAAUGCCUUUGUUGUGCAUUGCGAUGAAGACAGACAGAUGCGAUUUGUGAAUUGUAAGGGUGUAUAUGUGUUGAAGCAACUUGGAGCGAAUGUCGAACCAAGUGCCAAAAAGCCAAGUGCGAUGUAUUGCCAGUUAAGCAACGUAAAUAAACAACCCCAUUUCGAACUUUCUUCAAAACAGAAUGGAUAUGCUGGACUCGGGAUGUCUGCGAAGAUGGCAGCGGUUCGAAAGAACAAGGAAGGAUUCACUCCAAGACAAGUCAAGGCUGCGAUGGAAGCGAGAAGUGCGAUGCACAUACUCAAUGCUCCAAGCACCAAAAGUUUGAAGUAUGCGAUCCGAUCUGGCUUCAUCAAGAACUGUCCUAUCACUGAAGAAGCGAUCAAUCAUGCCGAAGCAAUCUUUGGACCUGACGCCUCUACAUUGAAAGGCAAGUCAACAAGACCAACUCCGAAGAAGACGUACGACGACUUCUUCAGUCCACCAGAGGAAUUGUAUCAGCACAAUCGAUCUAUUACCGUCUGUAUUGAUCACAUGGAGAUCGAGAAUGCUAAGUUUCUCACCUGCAUUGAUACCACUGUGCGUUAUCGCUCAUGUAUUCCCAUGCAGAACCUGAAGACUGACCCUGUAUUUGACGCAUUGGAUAAGAUAUUCCGCCGCUACAACAAGGCAGGCUUUCAAAUCAAGAUCAUCAAGUGUGAUUGGGCAUUCAUUUCUCUCACGGAUGAUAUGGGUGUUACUCUUGACCCGACUGCAGCUGGAGACCACGAGCCUACAGCUGAGCGAAAAACGUUGUCCCUUCGUAGGUUCAAUGUAGAUCGCUUCAAUACUUCGCGGUUCCAUCGAAUUGUUGGAAUCCGUCCAAAUUGCAUGAACAUUACUGUCCAAGCUCAGCAACCAUGUCAUUCUUGUAGUUGA
Messenger RNA from Cylindrotheca closterium, 1293 nucleotides. NCBI's taxonomy places the organism in Eukaryota, Bacillariophyta, Bacillariophyceae, Bacillariales, Bacillariaceae. The record is from the annotation of a GenBank genome assembly.